UUUAAACAAAUUCAAUGUUUCUUUAGCCAAGAGAAUAAAAACAAUUAUCGUAUACGAAAGUCUCUUGUUAAGUAAGAGCAGUAUUUUCCAUAAUUUGCACAAAUAUUAUUUUUAUUCCAAAAUCAUUAUAGUUCGCUGAUUACAGGUAACAACGCCAUAAUUUCAUAUACCGUGGCAUAAGUAUCCAUCAUGUCGAACCGCACUUUGAUGGUCACCAUGACUCGUGGUUAUACUGGGACCGCCCCACGUUACUAUGGCAUCCAUAGCCAUAACAGUUUUAAUUCACAAUCAUAACAGACUUGUUAUAAAUCAGUGUUUCUGUGAACGGACUGGUGGAUUGGUCUCGUUGGGUUUGUUUGAAAUUUCGACGUUCAUAUUAAUAACAAGCUCAAUUUAUCAAUCUCUCAACGGUAUUAAGCUCAUCUUUUACUCCUUUAUUAAACUCGUUCGUGUUUUGUUUUUUUUGAAUUGUAGUUGAAUUAUUUCGUAGAAAGUGAAACAUAGAGAAUCAAACUGGGCCAAUGCAUGGACAAAACUGUUAUCGAAAAAAUUCAAAAAGCGAAGUGUUAUAAUUGAUUACAUUAGCAUUAAGCCACCAAUAUACAAGACGUUUGUAUAACAUUUUUUUCACAAUGGGAUGGCUUAUAAAUUCAAUCGUUUUGUGUUUAAUUAUUAGCAACGCGGCCGCUCGAUCUAAAAGCAAGAUGCCGACUCAACCGAUCAAGUUGUAUUACUUGCCGCCUUCGCCACCAUGCCGCUCCGUGAUGAUGGUCGCCAGAGUCUUGGGGAUCGAUCUAGAUCUGGUCGUGACGAACAUCAUGGAAGGGCAGCAUAUGACACCGGAAUUCCUUAAGAUGAAUCCGCAACACACAAUACCGACUAUGGAUGACAGCGGGUUUAUUUUAUGGGAGAGUCGCGCAAUCUUAGCAUACUUGGUCAACGCAUACGGUCGCGACGACUCUCUAUACCCUAAGAAUCCUCGUCAACGCGCCAUUGUUGAUCAGCGACUUAACUUUGAUCUUGGAACCCUGUAUGCCAGAUACAUAGGAUUAUACAUGCCUAUGCUGUUUCGUGGUGAAGAAUAUAACGAGGAAAGUGCUAAUAAGUUAAACGAGGCUUUGGGAUGGCUAGAUGCAUUCCUGGAUGGUCGAGCAUUUGUUGCUGGGGACAACUUGACUAUAGCAGACAUUUCUAUAGUUGUCACCAUGACUAAUUUAGAGGCGUUUGGCUACGACUACAGCGCCCAUGAAAACGUCUCGAAAUGGUUCGAGCGGACCAAGAAGGCGUUGGAACCUUAUGGCUAUCAAGAAAUUGAUGUCGCUGGAGCACAGAUCUUAGCAUCUUUCUUAAAGAAAGAGUAACGUAGAUAUUAGUAUCGAUUACAUUAAAUAUCACGGAAACACAGGUUUUAUUAUUCGUUGUUUUAUUGUUUGUUUAUUAACAUUAUAAAGAUAUUAUGUAACUG
Messenger RNA from Trichoplusia ni (cabbage looper), 1465 nucleotides. It is a transcript of the gene GSTd1, whose product is annotated as glutathione S-transferase D7-like. Lineage: Eukaryota; Metazoa; Arthropoda; Insecta; Lepidoptera; Noctuidae. The coding region runs from base 633 to 1361 and encodes 242 amino acids. The transcript has 7 exons. Gene Ontology annotation, biological process: glutathione metabolic process. Gene Ontology annotation, molecular function: glutathione transferase activity. The record is from RefSeq and is a predicted model, not a curated record.